AUGGGGGCCGUGGAGGUGGCGGCGGCGGCGGGCAGGCAGAUGCUGGUGUAUCGUACGAGUCCGCACGCCGUUAAGCCGCUGAGGCACGCGCCCGCCGGUCGCUCGACCGCCACUUGCGCGCCCCCCCCUCAGCCGGAUCUUCAGUGCAACCCCCAGCGCGCCCCUCCGCCCAGCCACGGGAGAAUCAGCAUAGAAGUCGCCGCGCUGCCCCCUUCGACGCCGCCGCCUCCACCGCCGCCGCCACCGCCACCACCGCCGCCGCCUCCACCGCCCACCCCCGCACCACUGCGACUGCGCGUCGCCUCCGCGAGCUGGCGCUACAGGUCAAUAAGAAAUGAGAAGAUGAAGUAG
This is a messenger RNA of Gryllus bimaculatus (two-spotted cricket), 351 nucleotides long. The record is from the annotation of a GenBank genome assembly. Lineage: Eukaryota; Metazoa; Arthropoda; Insecta; Orthoptera; Gryllidae.